UCAGGUCACGUGAUCCAAGAUGGCGGCUGUCUGAUGUCAGAAAUCGGAAAAAUCACACGGAAAAUGAAGAAAUUAAAAUCUCUCGUGGCACUGAAGGACAAGCUGCAGCAGGUGGGAGAUGAAGACAGGAGUCCCACAUCACCUGACAGGCCGCUGUACAUCUACAAGGAGGAGGAGAGAGAGUUUCCCAAUGAUCCGCUGGCUGAUCAGGAGGCCAUAGACAGUAUAGAGGAGGUGUACUACAGUGAUGACUCCUGGGACCCCAGCAAACAUGAACUACAGAAGCUAAAAGAUGGUCCAGAGAAGCUGAGCCUAGAGGACAUUGACAAGGACAGGAACAGGCUACGGCGACAGCUGGCAGCGGUGUCUAAGAAGGUAUCGGAGCUUGUGCUGGAGAACCACCCGGCGUACGCACAGGAACUGCAGCGGGUCAUGGACCUGGAGACUGCUCUGCAGGGCGCCAACGUCAUCUGUAUUAACGGCAGAAGACACCUGGAGAUAGCGAAGCAGGGCUUCACCACGGCCAGUCUGGGCCUGCUGGCCAAUCAGCGCAAACGCUCCCAACUCCUGGGGUUAAUGAACUCUCUCAGGACCAUCAAGACUCUGCAAAGAACAGAUGUCAGAUUGAGAGAAAUGCUAGAGGAGGAGGAUUACCCCGGAGCUAUCCAGCUGUGUCUGGAGUGUCAGAAGGCAGCCAGUAUCUUCAGACACUACAGCUGUAUCAGUGACCUCAGCUCCAAACUGCAGGACACGCUCGAGAUGAUAGAGGAACAACUGGAUGUCGCUCUGUCCAAGACCUGUAACAGUUUUGAUGCUGCUCACUAUGAGAAAGUGCAGACGGCAUACAGACUACUGGGGAAAACUCAGACUGCGAUGGACCAGUUACACAUGCACUAUGCCAGCGCUAUCCACAACACAGCCUUCCAGAUAGUGCUGGGGUAUGUGGAACUGUGCUCGGGGACUGGGGACACCAACUUCCAGAAAAUGCAAUACAAAGACUUAUGUACUCACAUCAUCACAGAGAGCUACAUCCCCUGUCUGAUGGACCUGUGCAAGGCAUUGUGGGGCGUGAUGAACAGCUACCACAAGACCAUGCAGUGGCACGAGCUGCACGACUCCACCAAUCAGGAGGCAGCAGAAGCAGAUGCCACCAGUUCCAUUAACAUAGAAGCCACCUUUAACCAGAGAUAUGUGAAACAGAAGCUGGAGCAUGGGCUGGCUCGCAUUUGGCAGGAUGUACAACAGAAAGUGAAGCUGUAUCUGCUGGGCACGGACCUCUCUGUCUUCAAGUUUGACGACUUCCUCCAUGUUCUUGACCUUGUCAACAAGUUGAUGCUGAUUGGUGAAGAGUUCUGCAACAGUAAGUCGGAAGGUCUGCAGGACUCAAUAAGAAAGCAGAGCAUCAACUACUUCAAGAACUACCACCGCUCGAGAAUGGACGAGCUGAGGAUGUUCCUGGAGAAUGAAGCCUGGGAACUCUGUCCUGUCAAGUCCAACUUCACCAUCCUUAAUCUCCAGGAGUUUAAGUUCCUGCGUCGGUCAGGGCUGGUGAAGUUGAAGCUGUCGUCCACCAUGUCCAGUCCUCAGAGCUCACCUGCCAAGCUGGCCGACACCAGGGACAGGCCAGCCGACACCAGGGACGCUCCGCAGGGCUUCUUCAUCCGGUACGGGAACCAUGGAAACCCGUUUGAUGUGCACCAGGAUGAGGACGAUGGGGAAGACGUCAUGGCGACCAAUGGGUAUGAUGAUGAGGAGAAAGAACAGAAUGCCUAUGCUGAUGAUGACAGUGAUGAUAGUGAUGUACCAGAGGAGCUGAAACAAGACUUUGUGGAUGAGAAAACUGGGGAGGCUCCUGUCAGAAGAGAUUCCAAGAAGAAGUAUGACAAGAGCCGGAAGUUUAACAAUGCUCCGAUCCUGACCAACACCACACUGAAUGUGCUCCGGCUUUUUGGCAAGUACAUGCAAAUGAUGAAUGUACUCAAGCCAAUUGCCUUUGACGUGGUCAUCUGUAUGUCCCAACUGUUUGACUACUACCUCUUCUCUGUGUACUCCUUCUUUGCAACAGACUUGGACAUGAGUGCUGCUGCUGACUGGGGUUUGAGUAACAAACUGAAAACAACAUUAAAAAGAAUCAAUGACAACCUCAUUCUACCUGAGGUAUACUUUUUUUAUGUUUCUCCUGUCCAGGACAAGGUGCCGUUCCCCCACGUGUCUCCUGUAGUGGACCUGACGGGGAAUCAGAACCUGUAUGGACUGGCUGAGAGGGUCGUCGCUACAGAGUCUCUAGUGUUCCUAGCAGAGCAGUUUGAGUUCCUGCAGCCCCAACUGGAGUCUGUCAUUCCUCCUGCUAAGAAGGCAUUUCUGCAGCAAUUCUACUCUCAGACCAUCAGUACAGCAUCGGAGCUGCGUAGACCGGUGUACCGUGUUGUUGCAGCCAAGUCGGUUGUCUAUGACCACAUCCUUCAGCUGAUGGCCAACGUGAAGUGGGACAUCAAAGACAUCAUGUCUCAACACAGCUCAUAUGUGGAUGUGCUACUUAGGGAAUUACAAGUUUUCAGCAAUAAACUGGACCAAGUUGGAAGACAUGUACCGAUCCCCCAGCCUGUGUAUAAUGUCCUGUGGGAACACUGCAUCCGACUGGCCAACAGGACUUUUGUGGAGGGUUUUGCGAGUGCGAAGAAGUGCAGUAACGAGGGGCGAGCUCUGAUGCAGCUGGACUUCCAACAGUUCCUCAUGAAGCUGGAGAAACUCACAGAUCUCAGACCCAUUCCUGACCGUGAGUUUGUGGAGGUGUAUGUCAAAGCCUACUAUCUGACAGACGCAGACAUGGAGAGAUGGAUCAGGGACCACCGGGAAUAUUCCACCAAACAGUUGACAGGACUGGUCACGUGUGGAGUCGGAUCACAUAUCAACAAGAAGGCCAGACAACGACUCCUGGCCACUAUCGAAGACAUGGAAAAGCUCAAGAGAUGAUGCAGCGUAAAAACUGCCACCUAGCAGUUCAGCUAUGAAGUGCAGUAGGGUGUGUAGGUUUAGACCAUGCAUUCAGCAAUGCAAUAUAGAGCUAUAGAGCUGAUGUAAGAUGUAGUCACUGUCUAUUGAAGUAAUAUAUACAUAAGAGGCAUGGAAUUGUGUAAAAAUUGUCAAGAUUUUGCACAGCAAAAUUUCACAUUGGGCUCAUCUAUAAAGAACCUUUUUGUUUUCAAAAUGACAGGAAGGAUUGGAAGCACCAAAUUUGACCCAUUGCACUUUUCGUGGCGAAUGGCCCCAACAUCUAAAAAUAUUGCAAAAAUAAGAAAUAUCACGACUACAGAGAUUUCUGUGAUAACAACAGAAAAAAAGCAAGCAAAUUGUAUGUAUAUAUGUAUAUGUAGGCAUAACAGCAUGGCAUUUGAAGUUUAUUUGCAAAAGGAAGAAAAAGAAAAAUCAGGAAGUACAAUACAUUUGUACCAAGAUGUACCAAGUUCUAAUGAAGGCUAACAAUGCAAUAUAUAUAAAAGCUAAAUGUGUUUGAUUCUGUUGCUGUUGCAAUGUUCUGGUUCGUUUUGAUGAUAAUUACCAUGAUAAUUGAUAUAUGCUAUUGGCUUUUGUGCACUUGUGUUUUUUGCAGGGGUCCAAUGAAGCCCUUUCAUAGUAUCCAGUUUUUGAUCAUACUCAAUACUAUACAAUAAGUACAGUGAAAACCCCCUGCAACCCUGCACUAUAUGUACAUGUUAUAGAAUUUAGUGAAGACACAAUAGGUCCAAGGACAUUCAGUAGAAUCUCACAAGGAGUCUUCUGAAGAUUACAGAAAAGCAAUUUCAAAACCCUCGUGCCAAAUAAUAAGGAGUGAGCGUUUUUUGGAAGCAUUUUGCAGAAAUAUGGUUGCGCUUAACAAGUCAUUGAAUUUGUUGCCUCACUGUCUGUAAUCCUUUAAGUAUACCCCAAAUUGAACACCAUUUAAUGUAGUUAUGGUAUUGCUGCUUCCAAAGAUAUCCUCAAAGGCAGCCACAAAGGAAUCUUUGCCUUUAUCUGUAUAGCUGGUAUAAUUGCUUUGUGCAAUAACACACCAGCUUCUGUAUCUGUAUAGCCGGUAUAACCACCCUACAGUGGAACACACCAGCUUCUAUAUCUGUAUAGCCGGUAUAACUGCCAGUAUAGCCAGCUGACACAUUAAUAAACUCACGAUGUU
Branchiostoma belcheri (Belcher's lancelet) is the source of this 4171-nucleotide messenger RNA. Its product is annotated as syndetin-like. The transcript is spliced from 29 exons. Gene Ontology annotation, molecular function: SNARE binding. Gene Ontology annotation, biological process: retrograde transport, endosome to Golgi; endocytic recycling. Gene Ontology annotation, cellular component: EARP complex. Lineage: Eukaryota; Metazoa; Chordata; Leptocardii; Amphioxiformes; Branchiostomatidae. The record is from RefSeq and is a predicted model, not a curated record. Bases 34 to 2973 code for a protein of 979 amino acids.